AUGAUGGACGACGUUUACGACUCUGACGAUGCCCUUGGUGCGUCGCCUCGCCUGCAGCCUACGAAAAUCAACUACAUACCCCAUGUCACCCCUCCGCCAUUCAUCCCGUCGCCCAGCCCCCCACCCAAGGAAAGUCCCGGAGACCACGACAGUAAGGAUUCUGGGCGACGGCGCAAAAGACUCCUGCCAUCACUUAGCGACGAGUUGAUUCUCAAAAACUUAACCAAUGCGCAACUUGCCCACGAACUUGGUCAGAUACCCCUGCCAACUGAUUCGCCGCCCGAACCCGGUAGCCCUGAUGACUAUCGUUCUCCGGACGUAGGGAGGGGGCUACACGAAGCUUCCAUGCCAGAUAUUCUUAGUUCCCAUGCCCGGCAGACAGCCCAGCAUGCGUUGGAUUUAAUUAUUGCAAAUGACCUCCCAACAGAAUCUCAAGGGCCGCGUGGCAAAAUAGAGAGAACUUUUGAUGGAGAGAUCCGCCCACCAUCUCGACCGCCAAGUUUCCUAGAACCCCAGGCGACUGCGGCCCAACUGCCUAGCGGGAUGAUUUCAUCUCCAAUUCUGGAAUCCCAGACCCGCGGACGCGCAAAUGAAUUGGUAGCCACCUCCCCUAAUCUAAGACAAUAUACGAUAUCCACGCAAGGUCGCGAUGCUGGAGACACGCUCCCCGCGUUGCAAUCCAUUCCUGAAUCGACCUCUGCCAAAUCACCAAAGAACAACCAAAACCUUCCGUCCAUAAAAGAUACACUCAGUGACCGCUUUGGCCCUAUAAAUGGCAUACCGCAAAGCAUAUAUUCAUCACUAUCGGCUGCGUUUCCCCAGAAACCGCAAAACCCGCAAGAAUCACACAACCGUCGUCUUUCCGACCAUUACGUUCCACCCCCCCCGGCGUCAGGAGCAUCGUCAUUUUUUUCCCCAGAAAGCUUGAGAGAUAUGUCUGCUAGUCUAUCCCCAGUAGCUGGACCACCUCAACAACCAUAUUGGCAACAAACAACGGAUAAGGGCACAUCUUAUUCUCAUUCUUCACGUGGCCCUGGAUCGCAAUAUACAAGUAGCCCGAGUACUGGCUAUCCUACACCAAUUGAGUUGGUGAAGAGCCAUCCCUAUGAUUCUCCAGUUCAGUCAAACGGACCUACGACAUCUACUGGGCCCGUUAAUUCUUUCUGGGUUUUAAAUGCAAUUAUUCCGGGUGGCAAAGCUGACCCGUCAACACAAUAUCUUCUCAACUCUCACGCAAACGUCCACUCCCAAAAUCGCCCAUAUUACUGUCCUGUAAAGGGCUGUCCGCGCUCCGAAGGCGGAAAAGGGCUUCAAGCGCAAAAACGAAAUGAAACGACACGGCCUUGUCCAUGA
This is a messenger RNA of Paracoccidioides lutzii Pb01, 1353 nucleotides long. RefSeq names its product C2H2 type zinc finger domain-containing protein. The coding region runs from base 1 to 1353 and encodes 450 amino acids. The transcript has 2 exons. The record is from RefSeq and is a predicted model, not a curated record.